Zalophus californianus (California sea lion) is the source of this 895-nucleotide messenger RNA. RefSeq names its product mitochondrial ribosomal protein L34 (gene MRPL34). Gene Ontology annotation, cellular component: ribosome; mitochondrial large ribosomal subunit. The transcript is spliced from 2 exons. Lineage: Eukaryota; Metazoa; Chordata; Mammalia; Carnivora; Otariidae. Gene Ontology annotation, biological process: translation. Gene Ontology annotation, molecular function: structural constituent of ribosome. The record is from RefSeq and is a predicted model, not a curated record. The coding region runs from base 168 to 428 and encodes 86 amino acids.
CUGCGGAUGGGACGCAGGCGCAGAGCUACCACUCCAGGAGGACCCGGAGGCCACGCGGCCUCCCGCGGUAGGAGAAACUACAUUUCCCAGAAGUUUUCGUUCGCAGCUGCAGAGCCUAAUCGCUUUGGAAUUAGCGGGCGUGGGGACGUCGCGACCGGCGGCUGGACAUGGCUUUCUUGAUCGGAGCCGUAGGUCGCCAGUUGGGUCGCGUCAGGUGGCUCCAGCCCCGCGCCUGGCUGGGGCUCCCCGACGCCUGGGGACUUCCUGCCACACAGCAGAACCGGGGAAAGGCGCGUGGAAACGAGUAUCAGCCGAGCAACAUCAAACGCAAGCACAAACACGGCUGGAUCCGGCGCCUGAGCACACCGUCCGGCGUCCAGGUCAUCCUUCGCCGCAUGCACAAAGGCCGCAAGUCGCUGAGCCAUUAAGGAGCGCGAAGCUGCCGGCAGGACCCCCAUUAGAGCAUUUCUCUGCCCUGGGACCUCUCCUGCCGUCUUUUUUAUGGGGAGCCAGGACAACUCAGACAUGAGCGCUCCUCAAAUUGUGGAGUCGGCCCCUGGGGGGAACGUCUGGGGUUGGACUGAGAGUGGGAGUAGGAAGUCAGACCUUGCCUAGUCCUUUUCUACGCUAUUGAAUUAGGAAGAAUUUCGAACAUAUGGCAAUAGUCCACAAUGAACCCUGGGUACUCAGUACACAGCUCUGACCACCAAUUACCCACAACCCCCCGCCCCCUCCUGUGUUAUUUGGGAGCAAAUCUCAGGCAUUGGGUUAUUUCUUCUGUAUUAAAUAAGAAAUCUCUCCAAGAAGAUGAGGACUCUUUAAAACAUAAUCACAAAACUUUUCCCACCUAAAAAAUGGUUAACAAUUCCUUAAUAUUGUCUAAUAAAUGUUCAAA